Molecule: messenger RNA, 1401 nt
Organism: Fusarium coffeatum
Lineage: Eukaryota; Fungi; Ascomycota; Sordariomycetes; Hypocreales; Nectriaceae
Exons: 2
Coding region: 1-1401 (466 amino acids)
Molecular function (GO): heme binding; oxidoreductase activity, acting on paired donors, with incorporation or reduction of molecular oxygen; iron ion binding
Source: RefSeq, a predicted model, not a curated record
AUGGCAGAGCCCUCGGGUGUACCAAUGCGACAAUGGGCCGCCGAAAUUCCUAAUGAUGGACUCAUUUGUUAUCGUGGCUUCUUCAACCAAGAGAGGGUUAUGGUAUCAUCACCCAAAGCAUUGGCCGAAGUACUUGUCACCAAUAGCUACGCUUUUCCGAAACCCAGUCACUUUCGAUGGUCCAUUGGCCGUAUCCUUGGAGUCGGCAUCUUACUUGCGGAAGGCGAAGAGCACAAGAUGCAGCGCCGUAGCUUGACACCCGCGUUCGCCUUUCGUCACAUCAAGAACUUAUAUCCCGUCUUUUGGCGCAAAGCCAGAGAAGUGACUAGAGCAAUGAUGGCAGAGUUCAAUCAACAGGAAGAGACCAAAGUUGAGAUAUCCGGUUGGGCAUCGCGAGCGACACUCGAUAUCAUCGGCGUUGCUGGGAUGGGACGGGACUUUGGCGCCAUCAAGAACCCGGACAACACACUCGCUCAAACAUACAGCAAGAUUUUCAAGCCGUCUCGCCAAGCCCAGAUCCUUGCUCUUGUUGGCAUGAUCAUUCCCAUGGAGUUUAUCACCAAGCUGCCUUUCCGACGAAACGAGGAUAUAUCCAAGGCUGCAAGCGAUAUUCGGGCAAUCUGUCGAGAUCUGAUCCAGGAGAAGAAGGCAAAGAUGGCCAACAAGGAGCAAGCUGACGUUGAUAUUCUCUCUGUGGCGCUUGAGAGCGGUGGUUUUACUGACGAGAAUCUGGUCGAUCAGCUCAUGACAUUUCUCGCUGCAGGACACGAGACAACAGCAUCAGCCAUGACUUGGGCAAUCUACAUGCUCUCACGAUAUAGCGAUAUUCAGACCCGGCUUAGAGAAGAGGUACGCGAACGUUUGCCAUCAGUGGAUUCGGAUGUCGAUAUUACCAGCCUCGACAUUGACCGCAUGCCAUAUCUGAAUGCAGUAUGCAGCGAAGUUCUUCGAUAUUACGCCCCUGUACCUUUGACGAUGCGCGAUGCCGCAUACGACACUACCAUCCUGGGCCACCCAAUUCGCCGCGGCACUCGAGUUGUCAUAGUACCCUGGGCAACACAUUUCGACCAUGAUCUUUGGGGUCCAGACGCAGACCAAUUCAACCCAGACCGAUGGCUCUCAGCAGAUGGAGAAAAUGGUGCCGAUCGCAAAGCCGCAAGUGGGGGAGCGAGCAGCAACUACGCUUUCCUGACGUUCUUGCAUGGGCCGCGAAGCUGCAUCGGGCAGAGCUUCGCAAAGGCAGAGUUCGCUUGUCUUCUGGCAGCAUGGAUCGGUCGGUUCGAAUUCUCGCUGGCGAAUCCGGAAGAGAUGGAUGAGAAGAAUGUGGAAAUUCGGGGCGGUGUAACGGCCCGGCCCGCUAAAGGGAUGCACGUCAAGGUUAAGGUUAUCGGCGGAUACUGA